CCCCUUAGGGGGCCGGGAGGCGGCGGUGGCGGGGGGCGGCGGGGGGCAGGUGCUGCCCGGCGGGCACGGCUCGGCUCGGCUCGGCCCCGCUCCGCUCCGCAAUGACCGUCACACGGCUGGACCAGGGGCAGCGCUACCGGCCUCGGAUGGCCUUCCUGAAAAAGAUCGAGGCGCUGAUGAUGGAGAUGCAGAACCCAGACACGGGCAUCAAGACGCAGACGCAGAGGGUGAUGAUCACCAACAUCCCCCAUGCCGUGGCAGGUAACGACAUACUGCAGUGGAUUCUCCAGCGUCUGCAGAUCACUGAUGAAGAGGCACUACACCUGGGGGACCUGUUCGUCAAAUAUGGGUACAUCUACCCUCUUCAGGAGCCAAAGAAUCUCACCCUGAAGACAGACGGUAGUCUGUACAGGUUCCAGACGCCGUAUUUCUGGCCCACGCAGAGCUGGCCUGCUGAUGACACAGACUACGCAAUUUACCUAGCAAAGAAGAACAUUAAGAGGAAGGGGAUUUUAGAAGAAUAUGAAAAGGAACAUUACAACAUGCUCAAUAAAAAAAUAAACUACAAGUGGGAUUUUGUUAUUAUGCAAGCCAAAGAGCAGUAUAAGGCAGGGAAGGAGCGGAAGAAGGCGGACAGGUACGCCCUGGACUGCCAGGAGAGAGCCUACUGGCUUGUGAACCGGACUCCUCCCGGCAUGCUCGACGUCCUGGAGUAUGGAUUAGACCGUGCGACAGAUCCCAAUGAAAAUAAGGUAAACCAGAAAAAAACAAUGGAUGUUUAUAGGAGAGAGAUCAUGUACUAUCAGCAGGCCAUCAUGAAGUCCAGAGUGAAAUCUUCCGUCUCCCUUGGAGGGCUUGUGAAGUACUCUGAGCAGUUCCUCUCCAAUGAUCCUAUCCUGUCGGGAUGUCUCCCCAGCAACCCCUGGGUAACAGACGACCCUGAGUUCUGGGAUCUCAACGCCAAGCUGGUGGAAGUCCCCACCAGAAUGCGUGUGGAGCGCUGGGCCUUCAACUUCAGCGAGCUGAUCCGGGACCCCAAAGGUCGGCAGAACUUCCAGCUCUUCCUGAAGAAGGAGUUCAGCGGAGAGAAUCUGAGUUUCUGGGAAGCCUGUGAGGAUCUCAAGUAUGGAGACCAAUCCAAGGUCAAAGAAAAAGCAGAAGAAAUUUACAAGCUCUUCCUGGCUCCAGGAGCAAGGCGCUGGAUUAACAUUGACGGCACCACAAUGGGCAUCACUGUCAAAGGCCUCAAGCACCCUCAUCGCUAUGUGCUGGAUGCUGCUCAGACCCACAUUUACAUGCUGAUGAAAAAGGACUCCUAUGGCCGCUAUUUAAAGUCUCCAAUAUACAAGGAAAUGCUGGCCAAGGCUGUUGUGCCUCAAGAGACUGUCAAAAAAAGCUCCAAUUUCCCUUUUGGCCGCCGUCAGCUCCGCUCCAGCCCCAGCCCCGUCAUCCUGAGGCAGCAAGAGGAAGAGGCCAAAGCCAAAGAAGCUGCCACCACUGUGGACAUCACGCAGCCAUGCUGCCUCAGCUCCCCGGCCCCUCGCCCGUCCAUCUACACUGGCACCAGCAGCCUGCCCCCCACGUCCCCCGGCCCCACAGCCCUGCCCUACAGCACCGCCUGCCCCUCGCCCAUCAGUGUGGCCCUGGACAGCACAGCGGGCACCGAGAGGGAGCAGGAUCCCGGCGGGGCUAUACCCAGCCCCUUCCCCGACAAGGUGGGGGCUGCGGCGCCUGCCAAGCCCCGUAUGGCCGCCCUCUCCCUCAGACGGUUCCUGAGGAGGGGCUGCCUGAACUCGCCCGUCUUCGCCACACUCUCACCAAGGUGCCCAACCAUGCCCCACGGGAAGGUGCAGCCGCUGGGCGAGCGGGAGCGGCGGCUCCGGCAGGACGCCAAGGCGGUGAGCAGCUUCUUCCAAAUAAAAAUGGACGUUCCUUUGGAGAGACGAAUCUACCCUGUAGACUCUGCGGAGGAAGAGCUCAAGUGCCACCAGGUUUGUAAGGAAUCUGCAAAGGAGGUGAUCUGCCCCUGGGAGAGCCCCGCAGAGGAGGGCAGAGCUGGGUAACCAGCAGUGCCUGCAGCAGCCGAGAUGUGACCCCCUAACGAACAGACGCCUGCUGAGAUGCUGAGGUUUGCCACGUAUGGCUCAGUACAUGGGCCGUGCUGUUAAAGAAGUGCACUAGAGCCAUCCUUCAGUAUCAAGGCAGCUCCAGCUAUGACAUCUAUGAGUAAUGAACUCUGAUAUACCCAUCUGUUUGUAAUUCAAGAAUUUGAAGCAUUUCUGGACUGAUUUUCCUAUCUUUAGUAUGUUCAGAUCCAUUCAUUAUAGACUUCUUGAUAAAUGAACCUCAUUUCUUGCCUUAUAGCAGAUGGAGAAUUUAUGUACAUAUAUCCUGGGAAAUGGUGUCUUAUCGGAGUUACUUGCUUGGCCAUGAGGUGUCAGCACACUGUACACAACACAGCUGGAGCAGAGCUUGCAGGCAUUUUUCAGAGCAGGACUAAGACUUCAAGCACUGCCAAGAUCAGAUGUGUCUGUGUCCCAGCUUGGGUCCACCUCUUACGAUUGAUAAGAAUUCUUAAUUUUAAAUCAAAUUCAUUAAGAAACAGCUGAUAGUUGGGGAAAAAAAAAAUCAAACCUUUCCUGAGAAGCCAAGUGUUGUAUGGCAUAGCAUCAUCCCUUAAGCAAAACCAAAAAGGAUCCUGAAGAGCAAGUGGUGCAGGAGAGCAACAAAGGCUCCAGAGCACUUCUGCCUCAGCUCCAGUUUCCCUUCUGUGGCUUCUCAGUGCCAGGUUGGGUCUUGAAACCAUGAAUUGGAGUGUAUCCCUGCAACACUCAGGAAGGUCAGAAGUGAGUCUGUGGUGGCGUUUUGAGCCUCUCCAAACUUAGACUGAUGCAUUGCCUGAUGCACAUUUUUAACUGUGUUUUUAUCAUAGUCUUAGAUUUUUAAUCUAAAGUCUCAGAACAUUGCUUUCCUUAUGUCACACUGGAGUUUCAAGAUCUUUUUUUUUUGUUCAAAUGUAGAGGGGUUUCCUGGAUGUGUGUGAUGUGGGCCGUUAUUCCGCAAGUUGGCCAUGCGGCCUGUGACUUUUGAUGUUGCCAUUUUGUACUUUUAAGUGUAAAUGAAGUUUUGCCUGUGUGGCUGA
Messenger RNA from Anas platyrhynchos (mallard), 3142 nucleotides. The record is from RefSeq and is a predicted model, not a curated record. NCBI's taxonomy places the organism in Eukaryota, Metazoa, Chordata, Aves, Anseriformes, Anatidae.